Messenger RNA from Monosiga brevicollis MX1, 3168 nucleotides. RefSeq lists its product as uncharacterized. The transcript has 20 exons. Gene Ontology annotation, cellular component: myosin complex; cytoplasm; microvillus. The record is from RefSeq and is a predicted model, not a curated record. Bases 4 to 3168 code for a protein of 1054 amino acids. Gene Ontology annotation, molecular function: actin filament binding; ATP binding; microfilament motor activity. Lineage: Eukaryota; Choanoflagellata; Craspedida; Salpingoecidae. Gene Ontology annotation, biological process: actin filament organization; vesicle transport along actin filament.
GUUAUGCUGGAAAACUACACUGAUGUCGAUGUCUUUGUGGAGAACCUCAAGAGCCGUUUCGAGGCCAAGCUCAACUACACCUACAUUCGUAACAUUCUCAUCUCUAUCAAUCCGUUUGAGGACCUUGGCACCUUCACGUCAGACCUCAUUGACGAAUACUCGAACAAGUCCCUUUUUGAGCUGCCGCCUCACCUCUAUGCCAUUGCCAACCAAGCGUACUACACCAUGAAAGAAGAGACCACAGACCAGUGCGUGCUCAUCUCGGGUGAAUCUGGCGCUGGCAAGACUGAAGCCUCAAAGCAAAUCCUGCAGUUCCUCGUUGCCAAAAGCACCGACACGGGCAAGGCCGUCAUGAUCCGUGACCGUCUCUUGCAGUCCAACCCCAUUCUCGAAGCCUUUGGCAACGCCAAGACAACUCGCAAUGACAACUCAUCUCGCUUUGGCAAGUAUCUUGAGUGCCAAUUUGACUUCUUGGGUGAAGUGGUCAACGGCCGUAUGAUGACCUACCUGCUUGAGAAGUCACGUGUCACUACCCAGCUGACGGGCGAGCGCAACUUUCACAUCUUCUACAUGCUGCUCCUGUCCGGCGACGAUGCACUUUGCCGCGACCUCGGUCUCGAAGCCAACAAGCUCGACUACCGUUACAUUUCCCAGGGCGGCGUUGGCAUGGUUGAAGAGCUUGAUGACCAUUCCGAGUUUCUCACCGUCAUGUCAGCCUUCCAACAAUGUGGCAUUGAGGAGCAGGAGCGCCUGGCCCUCUUCCGGGCCUGUGCGGGCAUCUUGCAGCUAGGAGAGGUCGACUUCCAGCAGCAAGGUGACAUGGCCGCUGUCAGCAAUACCGAUGUCUUGCAAAUGGUGGCCGCCGCUUUUUCUGUUGAUCUUGUGGGCUUGACCCAUGCCCUCACGAGCCGAACCGUGGAGGCUCGUGGUGAAUCUCUGGUCAAGCAUCUUUCCAAGGAUGAAGCCGAGACCACACGUGAUGGUCUGAGCAAGUCAAUCUACAAGCGCAUGUUUGCAUGGCUUGUCGAGCGCCUCAAUGCCUCUUUUGGCCAAGAGUACACCGAGGGUCGCUCCACCACCAUGGGCCUCCUGGACAUUUACGGAUUUGAGGUCUUGCAAUCCAACGGAUUUGAACAGCUUUGCAUCAAUUAUGCGAAUGAGCGCUUGCAACAGCUUUUUGUGAAUCUUACCCUCAAGGCUGAGCAAGAAGAGUACGAGCGCGAAGGUGUUGCCUGGGUUGGCGUCGAGUACUUUGACAACAAGAUCAUUUGCGACCUGAUCGAGGAUGCCAAAUCCGGCAUCUUUGCCGCGUUGGAUGACACUUGCCUUGGUCCCGGCGAACAAGGAGAUGACGUCUUCCUCAAGGCGCUGGAUGCUCGCUUCGGACAAAACAAGAAUGCCCUCUACAGCUCCUGGGCCGACAACAAGAAGCUUCAGCGUGACUCGUUUGUCUUGAAACAUUAUGCAGGUGACGUGGCAUAUGACGUCGCAGGCUUUGUGAGCAAGAACAAUGACUUGUUAUUCCGCGACUUGGUGCGAGUCAUGCUCGACAGCAAGGACACCGUCAUGGCCAAGUGGUUUGAUGAGUCUGAGCUUGACUCAAAGAAGCGACCUCCCACUGCCAGCACGCAAUUUCGGCGCAGCAUCAAGGAGUUGAUGGAAACGCUCAUGGUGAAGCAGCCAUCAUACGUGCGCUGCAUCAAGCCCAACCAGCAAAAACACGCCGGCGUUUGGGACCAAGAGCUAGUUACACACCAGGUCAAGUACCUUGGUUUGAUGGAGGUCUUGCGCGUUGCCCGUGCUGGAUACUGUUAUCGACGUCCCUUUGAAGCGUUUUAUCAGCGUUAUAAGAGCGUGUGCAAGGCCACCUGGCCCUCGUACCCUGGCCCGCUCUCCGAGGCGGCCAAGCUGAUUGCUGAUACUCUCAAAGUGGAUGAAUCUGAGGUAGCUGUGGGCAAGACCAAGAUCUUUAUCAAACAACCCAAGACCUUGCUGGCUUUGGAAAAUAGCCUCGUCCUGGCCCGCCAUCGGCUCGCAACCCACAUUCAGGCACGCUGGCGCGGUUUUGUGCAACGCCGUAAAUAUCUAGCGAUGCGCGAGGCUGCGAUUGUGUGCCAGAAGCACGCCCGUGUGGGAUUGGCCAAGCGUGCCGUCUCUCGCCGUCGCCGCGCAGGACAAACGAUUCGUACGUGCGACUUUAUCUUUGGCUUUAUGACCCGAACUCAAGCGCCAAACGGUCACAACGAGCGCUUUGUUGCGCACGUGAAGCGUGAAUACCUCAUCAACCUUGCGAAGAGUGUGCCCAAUCGCCUCGUGAAACGCUGGGUGCGCCCCAUUCCUCCGGUUGUGGCGGACACGGAUGCUUUGCUACGCGACCUUUGCCGACGCAACCUGGCGCUCAAGUAUCGUUUGAAGCUCUCGCCUGAGCGCAAGGCCAUUUUGACCGCCAAACUGGCCGCUCACGAGCUCUUCAAGGGCCGCAAGCUCAUUUAUGAAUCCUCGGUCCCAGUACCCUUCGACAAAUACCGUGUCGAGGAUAAUGAGGCUCAGCGCAUUGCCGAGGCAUUUGCCAAGACCUCGCAACAGGAGGAGGAUCGCGAAGUCUUGUACAUGACUGUGGUUCACAAAAUGGAUCGCACCAACUAUGGCCAUGUUCGCAGUGAUGUCAUUGUUGUUACCAACGACGCGUUGCACGUAUAUGGCCACCCCAAGCUCAAGCUGAAGAUGCGAAUCCCGCUCACUAGCUUGUCCAAGCUGAGCGUGUCAACGCUUUAUGACGGCGUCAUUGUGUUGCAUACGCCCAGCGACGACAAGAAGGAUCGUGGUGACUUUAUUUUUGACACCCCGCAUGUCGUCGAGUUUGCAACCACUCUUUUUCUUGCUGCCAAAGCCAAGGGUGUGACAUAUGACGUUCAGGUGCGAGGAACUCCCGUGACGCAAAUGCAACGCCCUCAACACCACACAGAAGGCUUGUCAGAUCCUCACUCUUGCUUUCCUUGGCCUCGCGCAGUAUGCGGAUGUCAUGGAGCAUCGGCUCAAGAACGGCAAAGUGGGCACAAUUGUGUGCUCCGUUGGGGAAUCGCAGUAUGGCAAGACAAAGCACGAGGGCCAAGCGGCUCUUCUGGUCCAAGCGCCAGAAAUUGCCAACCCCAUGGCAUUUCGUGCUAG